AUGGCUACCUUAACUGCGACCGGGACCUCCGUAUCACUAAAUAAUUCCACUUUCAGACUCGCAGGGCCUUACGGGGACUGGCGUGACGAUCUGCAAUCUCAAGGAUAUGCCGUUGUAAAGAAUGCCAUCGCUCCCGAAAAAGCCAAGUACUAUCAACAAAAAGCACUGGACUGGCUCACGUCAUUCAAUACUCCCUUAGAUUUGAAUGAUCCAUCAACAUGGACAGUUGAAAACCUGCCGUUUCAAAGCAAAGUAAACACCUUCAAUAAGUAUGGUGUCGCUCACGAAAAGUUCAUGUGGGAGGCACGUAUGGAACCCAAAGUUCUAGACGCCUUUUCUAAGAUUUGGGGAACUAAUAAGCUACUGGUCUCUUUCGAUGCCUUGAAUGUCACUUUACCAAACAGGGUGGACAAACCCGCCCAGAAGCCAUGGCCACAUGUGGAUCAGUCACCUCUACGUCGGGGUCUUCAUUGUAUUCAAGGCAUUAUCAACUUGAGCCAUGCCGGUCCCGAAGACGGAUCUCUCAUCGUGCUUCCGCGGUCCAACACGAUCACUGAACACUUUUUCGAUACUCAGACUGACUCAUUGAGUUGGGAUGAACAGGAUCUUCGAUUGAUUAGUGAGGAUGAAAUAAAAUGGUUCCAAGCGCACGAUAUGAAGCCCACAAAAGUGAUGGCCGAGCCUGGCGACUUGAUUCUAUGGGACUCACGUACCGUCCAUUGGGGCGGGGAGCCCAGUUCUAAAAGCAACACGAUUCGAACUGUUAUUUAUGCAUCGUACUCGCCAGCGCAUUGGGCGACAAAAGAGGCACUUGCGCGAAAGAAAGACGCGUUCGAAGCGUUUCAAGCAACGACGCACUGGGCUCACGAUAAUAUCGUGCCUCGUGAGAAAGAAGCUUUUCUCCCCGAUGGGAGUCUGGAUUCCCGCAAUCGGUCCAGGCCUCUCGAGGAACCAGAACAUACCGAGCGUUUGCUCCGGCUUGCAGGGGUUAAGCCAUAUUAA
Molecule: messenger RNA, 1002 nt
Organism: Penicillium brasilianum
Lineage: Eukaryota; Fungi; Ascomycota; Eurotiomycetes; Eurotiales; Aspergillaceae
Source: the annotation of a GenBank genome assembly